AUGGCUUCUCAAAAAGAUGACGACCUCCAUCGUCAGCGGAUGGAAGCCGCCAAAGCGCUCCUGCGGGAGUUCUCUUCGCACAGCAAAAUCAAGAAGAAGGGACGAACUGAUCCAGUCCCGGCUCCCGCCCGCUAUGGAAAUAUUUCUACGGGAAACUCUACAAAUAUGACUGCCUCUGGCUCUCGCUCUAUUCAGGCGAACGCGUACGUGGAUGCCAUUCUUGCUGCAGAGAAGAGGAGGAGAGACGUGGGCAGGAACAUCCAGCAGUCGGCGAGGCUGCAUAUAGACCCCUCGAAUUGUGGCAGCCGCUCGGAAAAUACUCCUCCCCAACCGACUAUUUGCGAUCCGGCCUCGAGUGUGACCCCAGUUACUAGCGAUCGAGGCGCUUUGGGAUGUUCUUUUGGAGAGAGCAACCCUGCCACUGCAACCAUAAACCAAACUUCUGUUGCUGGUUCCGAGACAGUCAACCAUAUCCAUGAGGAAGAUCUUAUUGACUUGAACUGGUCUACUGAAUCCAAACUACCUACCGCUGUCCGCCAGGUUCAGGCCUCUCAAGCUAAUCCAGAGCCAACGAGCCACUCAUCGUUCUUGGACUCCCCUAUCGAGACUGGUCCUGAACUCCGAAAGCUCUCGGACGACCUCUCUCAGUUGAACAUUUUACAUCCAACCAAGCAGGGUGUUAUUGUAGAACCGUCUCACGAGAUUUGUCAUGUAGGAACUCAGCGUUCCACGCAGGAGAAAUUUGAGCACAACACCCAAAAGGGUGCCGAGAGGAUCUCCCGGGAAGUUGAAAAGAGGACCCGGAGGGUCAUUUCCCAGGAGGCCGUCCAAGGCUUGUUAACUUACCUGAUGCAAGGAGUCGGAAAGCUUCCCUUCCGGGACGAAUGA
Molecule: messenger RNA, 888 nt
Organism: Sodiomyces alkalinus F11
Lineage: Eukaryota; Fungi; Ascomycota; Sordariomycetes; Glomerellales; Plectosphaerellaceae
Exons: 2
Coding region: 1-888 (295 amino acids)
Source: RefSeq, a predicted model, not a curated record